This is a messenger RNA of Ostreococcus lucimarinus CCE9901, 1281 nucleotides long. RefSeq lists its product with no specific name. The record is from RefSeq and is a predicted model, not a curated record. Bases 1 to 1281 code for a protein of 426 amino acids. Lineage: Eukaryota; Viridiplantae; Chlorophyta; Mamiellophyceae; Mamiellales; Bathycoccaceae. The transcript has a single exon.
AUGGCGAGCGACGCCGUGACGUGGCACGUGUACGUGCAUAAACUUCGCGCCUGGGUGCCGACGGAAGACACGCGCGAGAAGGCGCCCGAGGAGCAAGAACCGACGCGUCCAACGCUGAUUUUGGUCAUCCGCACGCAGACUGGAGAAUUUCUGUCGCACGCGCACGGCGACGACGAGCGCGGGAACGUGGUGUACGACGAACCGACGUGCGAAGAGGUUGUCGAAUUUCUGUCUCGCGUCGCGGAAAAUCCAAAGGUGCUGAAUUCGAGCAAAAAGGGCGACGGCGAGGGGACGACGGCGAAGCCGACGCGCGUGGCGUUCGCGUGCACGGCGACGGCGCGCGCGCUGGCGGGGAAAUCGCUCGAGGAGUGGGAUUCGUUCGAUGGGUGUAAGUAUGUCAAUGGAUGCCGAGAUGGGGUGAUGGCGAAAAUACCGAGCGUGCGAGAUGUGAGUUUCGCGCCGGUGCCGGAGAGCGUGUUGCGAGACGUGGUGCGAGGGCAAAUCGAGCCGCAGAUGCGGCCGAGCGAGAAUGACGAGGUCUGGGGGACGCAGCAUUUGCCGGGAUUGAUGGAAUCCAUCGAUGGGUUCACGCCUCGGUUCGGUGCGAGUUUAUUCGGCGCGGCGAAGGCGUUCGCUGAGUGCGGGAUUCGGCGUAAGCUUGAACGGCGUCGACCGGUGAAAAUCGCGUACCGGUUAAUGCUGCGCGACGACGUCACGAUGCGGUUGACGUGCUUCGUCGCGUUCGAUGGGACGUUCGAGGAUGAAAACUUCGGAUUCAACGUGCACAAGACGCUGAAGGAUGCGCAGGUGGCGUUUGAGGUCGAGCACGGGAACGAGGACGUCGAGCCGAGCUUGGAGGGGCAGACGUGCAUGUUUUCGAGCGCUGUGGAGACGCCUUUCGAGGAUUUAGACGCGCGCGACGCGCACGAUUGGCCGUUAGUCGCGGCGGAGGGUGAAGUCGGCGGCGUGUUGUGGCCGCUAUUCUUUAAAAUCGCCCUAGACGAGGAAUCCGGCGACAAUCUCGAGAUUUCCCGACCGGCGAUCAUCGAGCUUCAGGCGUUCGAACUCGCGAUGAAAGCCGUCGCGCAAUUGGCGCGACGCGACGAAGGAUUCGAAUGCGCGCCCGCGGGCGAAAACGGUGACUUGACCGAGGUUCGCAAGCCCCGCGGACCGUGGACGAUCAAGACGUCGUCGUUCGCGGCCAAGGGCGAGGAGGAAGAAAUCGAGAUCGAAGUGUCCUUACCCGAGCUCGCGGAGAUGAAGGCGAACGAGUACUUGUGA